ACAUUUAUUGGAGUGUCUUGACUAUACAAACUAAAUGCAGAAAGCCUCAAGAACAGCAUGAACAAAUAUCUUCAUUAUUUAUUAACUGCGAGGAGCUCAGAGCGUGGUUAUGAUCCAUAUAAUCCUGAGCUUCCUAAACCUUUGACCCAGGGAGAGAAUGGUGCUUUGAGUGACAUUACAGAAUCUACCCCUAGCAUUCUGCAGUUGGAGCUGGUUAACAAGGCCAUUGAGGCGGUCAAAAAUGAAGUUGAGAGAGAACAGAAAAAGUAUGAGGAACUACUAGAGACGACAAAAGAAUACAGCACAUCUGAGGCCUCUUCGCUUAUUCCCCAAACACCCGUGUCGUCUGCUGUGACAAAAACAGAUUCCUUUACCUCCUUAGAGUAUAACCCAGGUAGCUAUAAUUUGAAUAAUAACACGGACUACAACCCUACCCCUUUGACUGCUGCUUGUCGAUCAAGUAAAUACACCUUGGAUAUGACAAAAUCCAAAGGUAGCUCACUGGAAUAUGUUCCCAAGGCUGUAGCUCAGACUAAAAAAUAUAAUAAUGCUGUUUCUAACAAUAAGUAUGUGAUUGAUGACUCUAAGCCUAGUACAGACUUGGAAUAUGACCCUCUUUCCAAUUACUCAGCGAGACUUUUGAGCAAAGCCAGCACAAAGGAACAGAAGGGGACCAAAAGAAGUAGGAUCUCUAAUCAUGAAGAAUCUUAUUCUCCUUCCUGCAAGAAGUUUUGUAAUGUAUCUGAUGACUAUGAAACGGAUGCCAGGUUUUCGGACUCUGAAGAUGAUGCUGACUUGGAAUAUCGGCCAACCUCUAGUCGUUCACAAACUAAAGUCAGUUCUGAAAGCAAAUCAAAUGAUGACUUAUCCAGCAAAGAGAAGAGUACCAAACUGGAAGACCUAAGUUCCCGGGAGAUGAAAGAAAUGGCUGUGCAGUAUGACAUGGAAGAUAUUGAAAGUUCAAAGAAAAAUCUGGUUAAACAGUUGUCAGAAAAGUCUACAAAAGUAGUGAAGGUCGAGUCUGGCACAAAAGAACAGAACGUUCAGGACAAAAACAAGGAGAUAUCAAAAGACAAAACAAAAAAGAAAAAAACAGAUUUCAAUAAGCCUUCCAGCCAGAAGGAGGUAGGUAAGAAAGACAAAAGUAAAAAUGCUGAGAAGGAGAGAAUAGUCAAGAAAGAAGAAACAAUAAAAACUAAAAGUGAAGAGAAAAGUAUCAAAGCUAAAACUGAUGGGAAUUUGAAAAAACCUGAAAAAAAAUUGGAAAAGGUAGCUAAGAAAGAGAAGUCAAAGUCCACUGACUGUUUGGCUAGUUUGGGAAAAAGCAAGAAAGAAGGCCUCAACAAAAGUUCUAGCACAGAGAAGUUGGGAAGUGGAAAGAAGGACUCCAAGGUAAAAUCAGCUGAUUUGAAGAAUGGCAAACAAACAUCUAGUGGCAAACACAAAGGGGGCAAAACUUCAUCUGAGAAACUGAAAGAGAAAGGGAGCUCUGGAGAAGUUAGGAACUCCAAGAAGAAACCAAAGCAGGGGACAUUGAGUCAUGUUGACCUAUUUGGAGAUGAGAGUGGGGAGGAGGAUGACAAGAAGCGAAAACGGGGGGCAGCCAGCUGUCCUAAUGUGAGCUCGGACUCUGAUGUAGAUGACUGUAGCUUUGGCUCCCAGAGUGGUGAUGAAGGGACAAAGAAUGUUAAAUGUCCCAAGCUGUCAAGGUCGUCUUCCUCCUCUUCGACUUCUGAUAUUGAUUAUUCCAUCCUGGAGCGAGACUUGGAUUAUGAUUCUGACCCCAUGGAAGAGUGCCUCAGGAUUUUUAAUGAAUCCACAGAUGUGAAAACAGAAGACAAGGGAAGACUAGGGAAGCAGCCAUCCAAAGAAGAGGGAAGUGAAGAAAAGACAGAGGAUACUUUAACUACUCUAUAUCCUGGCCAAAAAAGAAGGAUCUCCCAUCUUACAAAGCAAGGAAAUGCAGAUGUCACAAGCAAGCCCGUAAUCCGGCCAUACCGCCCACCAACUGCCCAGGAGGUUUGUUACCAGAGGAUUCAGCUGGCACAGCAGCAGGCAGCACAGCUGGCUGUGGUAGUUCAAAAGGCCUCUCUUUCUUUGCCAGGAGAAAAGAGGAGGAUUGCUCACGUGCCAAAUGCAGCCCUUACCACAGCAGCAAAACAGACUCUUGCAUGUAAGAAAAUUACUCCAGUUGGCAGCGUUCCACUUCCCACCAACUCUGAGACUUCUGUUCUUGCUCUGAAGGCCCGUACACUAGCUGGGAUGGCAUCUAAGACCAGUAGCACUAACAAACCAAAAAGGAUAGCUCAUGCUCCUUCUCUACAGAGCACUACCUUAAAGAGGCCAGUUAUUCCCACAGAGUUUGGUGCCAAAGUCCCAACCAACAUUCGCCAAAGGUAUCUCAAUCUCUUCAUUGAUGAGUGCCUGAAGUUCUGCUCUUCUGCACAGGAGGCGUUUGACAAGGCUCUGUCUGAGGAGAAGGUGGCUUAUGAGCGCAGUACCAGUCGGAACAUCUACCUGAAUGUAGCAGUGAAUACGUUAAAGAAGCUCAGAAGCCUAGCACCCAAUUCCCCAUCUAGCGUAAACAAGGCAAGUAACAAGAAAGUGGUGUCCCACGAAGCCGUACUAGGAGGGAAACUUGCUGCUAAGACCAGCUUUACGCUAAAUCGGUCGGGGAGCUUGCGGGCAGAGGAUUUAACAGGAUCUGCCUUGUACAGAAGACUGAAGGAAUAUCUUCUGACAGAGGAGCAGUUGAAAGAAAAUGGGUACCCAAUGCCACAUCCAGAGAAGACGGGCCGUGCUAUUGUUUACACUGCAGAGGAGAAGAAAACAACUGACUCUUCAUGCAGGAUAUGUUGCCGCUGUGGUACCGAAUACAUGGUCUCCGCAUCAGGGAACUGCAUUCGCAAAGAGGAGUGUCUCCAUCACUGGGGAAGGUUACGCAAGCAGAAAGUGCCAGGUGGAUGGGAGACUCAUUAUAGCUGUUGUUCAGGAGCUGUGGGUUCACCGGGAUGCCAGGUUGCUAAACAACAUGUCCAGGAUGGGCGGAAGGAGAGCCUUGACGGUUUUGUGAAGACUUUUGAGAAGUUGCCUACCACUGAUGGCUAUCCAGGAAUCUUUGCGUUAGACUGUGAAAUGUGUUACACCAAGCAAGGGCUGGAGUUGACGAGAAUAACUGUGAUCAACUCUGACCUGAAAGUGGUCUAUGACACCUUUGUCAAACCUGACAACAAAGUGGUGGACUACAACACCAGGUUUUCAGGUGUGACGGAAGAGGACCUGGCGAACACAAGCAUUACUCUUCGGGAUGUCCAGGCUGUUCUACUGAACAUGUUCAGUGCAGACACUAUUUUGAUAGGGCACAGCUUGGAAAGUGACUUAUUUGCACUAAAGUUUAUCCAUUGCACAGUGGUGGAUACAUCGGUCGUCUUUCCCCACCGACUGGGCAUGCCUUACAAACGAGCGCUUCGGACGCUGAUGGCAGACUACCUCAAGCGCAUCAUCCAGGACAAUGUGGAAGGGCACGACUCCAGUGAGGAUGCCAGAGCUUGCAUGGAGCUGAUGAUCUGGAAGAUCAAAGAAGAUGCGAAAGUGAAGCGAUGACUCGUGCUCUUUCUCUCUCCUGUUCCUCCUUCACCUCUUUGAAGCAGUGCAAUAAAUGCUCAGAGUAACACUGUUCACCUGUACCCAGCAGCAUGCAUAUCCCAGAUUCCCCUGUGCACUUGUAGGUAUCUAUGAAACUUAGAGACUGCUGCUGGCACAGUGGAAGGGCAUGGGGGGCACUGCUUGCAGGGUUCACAUGUCCAGGUAGUGGCUCUCUGAUCCUCUCGGCUUCACCAGAGGGAUGUUCUGUGAGGCAGUAGUUGCCUUGUGGGCACAGCAAGGCAGCUUUGAGUAGCAUAACUAGGAAGCCUCCUUAUUCCGUAGGAGAAGCUUUUAGAGGCCCAUUGGAUACAGCUGACAGUACCUUUCUGUGAUGUGUAGAUCACUUUUUCUUGUUUCUAACUUAUUUGGAGAGUUGCACAGCUUUUGCCUCCAAGUAUUGAGGCAAACAGUAGCUGGAGGAUGGGGAAACAGACCAAGGGAGGCUGUGAAACAGGUGAUGCUAUGUGAUCUGUGGAGAAGGUGGUGAAUGGAGAAUCAGGUCAGCCAGAGGGGGUCUAGAGCAAAGACCCACUGCAAAGGAGAACGCCAGCGUGGGAGGAGAUGCUGUCUCUGAAAGGCAGUGAAGUAGAACAGCUUGGCUCGGAGGAGGGAAGGGGGUUGGCUUUCCUUGAAUGGCGGUAGCCCCACAGAUCGUCCUAACAAAUGCAGGUCUCAGUGUGGAUCUCAGAUGGAUGACCAGCAAACUGGAAGGUGUAAAAGCCACAAGUGUCCACACUCCCCAGACAGCAAGGAGUCCAUGGCUGCUGGCUUUUACACAACCCAUUUUUGUGAUCAGCAGGAGGUGGAUAGGAUAGCAAGGAAAGAUUUGAGGCCAUGGUAUAGCGUAUGGCUGUCAAGGCAGGAGGCACUUGUUGAGGUGGGGUGCACUGUUAGGGGGCAGUUUGUAUUCUGUCAUUGAUGCCUUUGUGAUAUCUGGCAAACACCCCUUCUUUUACAUCCUCUGGGUGCCUUGGUAUGACGGUGUCAAUUGACCCCCUCUGCUCACCCCGCCCCCUCCGCAACAGUUUGCCAGAGUCUUGGUCAUGGUUGUGUGUCAGGAGUGAGGCUUGGGGGCUCAAAGGAAGAGCUGGAUGCUGCUAGGAUUGCUUGUUACUGAAUAUGCAAACAUCAGGGGCUCCCUGCAGACAGAUCUCUUCUGCGGGCGGUUUGUGCUGACUUUAGCAAGGUUAAAGCAAUAGGUGAAAAUAAUGUUUUUAUUAAAACUGGUUUACACAAAUUGGGUUUUUAAAUACCCACAGUUGUAUCUCUUCUCUAUCUGUCCCCCUUUGCAUAAACAUGUUUCUGUGAUGUCUCGGUAUAAAUAUUAUGCAGUUAUGAAUGAUGAUGCUAAGGCGGCAGUUCAGGUAAUAGAGGCUGUGGUGCUCCGACUUUUUUUGUGUAGCAUGUUGACGAUGCCCCUUUUUAGUUUUGUUUGUAUUGGGGAUCAACCAAGCCUGGGAGAAAGUCCUUGUCUCAACACCAAAUCUUUUUUGCUCCUAGCUGAGGUCGGAGCAGCAACAGAACCCAGAUGUCAUUGGGUUUUGGGAGGGCAGAAGAUAGCCUUAAUAGCAUCCCCUUGACUGGUGAAAUGACACCAAACAAUGGGAAGCUGCUUAUCCUACAUGUGUUUGGUUUGUUCCAGGCCUCUCCACUCCAGUGGGUGUACUGUAGGGCGAGGAACCCCUAUGUACAUGCCCAGGGCCUUUCCUCCAGUGCUGACCAAUUUGAGCCUUAACCUACGGUCCCAGCGAAGGUGGAGCAGGUCCGUGGUCAGGUGACAGCAUGGUACUGUGC
Molecule: messenger RNA, 5439 nt
Organism: Alligator sinensis (Chinese alligator)
Lineage: Eukaryota; Metazoa; Chordata; Crocodylia; Alligatoridae
Gene: REXO1
Product: RNA exonuclease 1 homolog
Exons: 16
Coding region: 58-3603 (1181 amino acids)
Cellular component (GO): nucleus
Molecular function (GO): nucleic acid binding; exonuclease activity
Source: RefSeq, a predicted model, not a curated record